Fonsecaea nubica is the source of this 576-nucleotide messenger RNA. RefSeq lists its product as hypothetical. The record is from RefSeq and is a predicted model, not a curated record. The transcript has a single exon. NCBI's taxonomy places the organism in Eukaryota, Fungi, Ascomycota, Eurotiomycetes, Chaetothyriales, Herpotrichiellaceae. Gene Ontology annotation, cellular component: cytoplasm; Arp2/3 protein complex; actin cytoskeleton. Gene Ontology annotation, molecular function: actin filament binding. Gene Ontology annotation, biological process: Arp2/3 complex-mediated actin nucleation; regulation of actin filament polymerization. Bases 1 to 576 code for a protein of 191 amino acids.
AUGGCCAACAUAAACUGGCGCACGAUAAACGUCGACGCCUACGACCCGGACUCUGCGUUGAACUUUCCCCUUUCCACCCUCCUACCAUCCAACCUACCCGCACCCUCCACAUCCUCCGAGUCAGCACAGCUAGGCCAACAGGUCCGGCAACUCCUGCGGGCCGGGGACAGCCUGGGUGCUCUACAGUCGGCGCUGGAAACCGCCCCUCUGGCAGGCGACGAGGGCGCAAAGCAAGUCCACCUCACCACCGUCUUGGAGGUGCUGCAAGGCAUCAGGCAGAGCGAUGUCAGUCGGAUAUUGACGGAGAUGCUGAAACAGCCGGGCGGCGCGGCGCUGGGAGAUACCCUGAUGAAGUACAUAUACAAGGGCAUGGCCAGUGGGAGCAGCACCGGUAGCAGCAAAGGAGUGAGUCCGCAGGUGACCGGGACGGGGUUCAGUCAAAUUCAAUCGCGGAACUUUGGUGAAGGCGGAGGUGGUCAGGUCAUGAGCGUGCUGCUGAGCUGGCAUGAGAAGCUGACGGAGGUAGUGGGCGUGGGCGGGAUUGUGAGGGUCAUGUCUGAUCGACGGACGGUAUAA